AUGACGUGUAGGCAGUACACCUUGUGCGAUAACUCUCUUAAUGAAAUAAUCCCAGAUUGUGAGGAAGUUAAUUUAAGAAAGAGACAUGUUGCUACAGCUUGCAAGGAUGGCACACCUCGCGAAGACGGCACACCAAGCGAGGACGGCACACCAAGCGAGGACGGCACACGAAGGGAGGACGGCACACCAAGCGAGGACGGCACACCAAGCGAGGACGGCACACCAAGCGAGGACGGCACACCAAGCGAGGACGGCACACCAAGCGAGGACGGCACACCAAGCGAGGACGGCACACCUUGCGAGGACGGCACACCUUGCGAGGACGGCACACCAAGCGAGGACGGCACACCAAGCGAGGACGGCACACCAAGCGAGGACGGCACACCAAGCGAGGACGGCACACCAAGCGAGGACGGCACACCUUGCGCGGACGGCACACCUUGCGCGGACGGCACACCUUGCGCGGACGGCACACCUUGCGCGGACGGCACACCUUGCGCGGACGGCACACCUUGCGCGGACGGCACACCUUGCGCGGACGGCACAGCUUGCGAGGACGGCACACCUUGCGAGGACGGCACACCUUGCGAGGACGGCACACCUUGCGAGGACGGCACACCUUGCGAGGACGGCACACCUUGCGAGGACGGCACACCUUGCGAGGACGGCACACCAAGCGAGGACGGCACACCUUGCGAGGACGGCACACCAAGCGAGGACGGCACACCAAGUGAGGACGGCACACCAUUCGAGGACGGCACUCCAUUUGAGGACGGCACACCAUUCGAGGACGACACACCAUUCGAGGACGGCACACCAUUCGAGGACGGCACACCAUUCGAGGACGGCACACCAUUCGAGGAUGGCACAUCAUUCGAAGAUGGCACACCAUGUGAGGAUGGCACACCAUGCAGGGACAGCACACCUCACAAGCACUGCACACUUAGUGAAGACUGCACACCUGUGAACACAGCACACAUUGCAAGGACAGCACACCUUGUGUGGGAAGCACACCUUGCGGGGACAGCACAAUUUGUGGGGACAGCGCAAUUUGCGAGGACAGCACAACUUGUGAGGACAGCACAAGUUGACAGUGCUGCACAAGUUGCGAGUACAGCACAACUUGUGAGGACAGCACAAGUUGACAGUACUGCACAAGUUGCGAGUACAGCACAACUUGCGAGGACAGCACAGCUUGAAAGGACAGCACAGCUUGAGAGGACAGCACAGCUUGCGAGGACAGCACAGGUUGCAAGGACAGCACAGCUUGCGAGGACAACAAACUUUUUGAUUAACCUAGUGGAUGCCAUUACUCUACUCAACUUGAGAGGGCAGCUCAACUUGAGAGGGCAGCUCAACUUCAGUGUACAGCCCAACUUGAGAGGAAAUCUCAACCUGAGAGGACACCUCAACCUGAGAGGACAGCUCAACUUGAGAGGACAGUCCAUCUGUAUAGGACAGCUCAACUGUAGAGGACAGCUCAACUUGAGAGGACAGCUCAACUUGAGAGGACAGCACAACUUGCGAAGGCAGCACAACUUGCGAGGACAGCAAAGCUUGCGAGGACAGCAAAGCUUCACACCUUGCGAGGACAGCAUAGCUUGCGAGGACAGCACAGCUUGCGAGGAGAGCACAGCUUGUGAGAACAGCUCAGCUUGCGAGGUCAGCACAGCUUGCGAGGACAGCACAGCUUGUGAGGACAGCACAGCUUGCGAGGGCGGCACAGCUUGCGAGGACGGCACAGCUUACAAAGACGGCACAGCUUGCGAGGACAGCACAGCUUGCGAGGACAGCACAGCUUGCGAGGACAACACAGGUUGUGGGGACAGCACAGCUUGCGUGGACAGCACAGGUUGCGAGGACAGCACGGCUUGCAAGGACAGCACGGCUUGCGAGGACAGCACAGCUUGCGAGGACAGCACAGCUUGCGAGGACAGCACAGCUUGCGAGCUCAGCACAGCUUGCGAGGACAGCACAGCUUGCGAGGACAGCACAGCUUGCGAGGACAGCACAGCUUGCGAGGACAGCACAGCUUGCGAGGACAGGACAACUUGCGAGGACAGCACAGCUUGCGAGGACAGCACAGCUUGCGAGGACAGCACAGCUUGCGAGGUCAGCACACCUUGCGAGGGCAGCACACCUUGCCAGGACAGCACAGCUUGCGAGGACAGCACAGCUUGCGAGGAGAGCACAGCUUGCGAGGACAGCUCAGCUUGCGAGGUCAGCACAGCAUGCGAGGACAGCACAGCUUGCGAGGACAGCACAGCUUGCGAGGACGGCACAGCUUGCGAGGACGGCACAGCUUACAAAGACGGCACAGCUUGCGAGGACAGCACAGCUUGCGAGGACAGCACAGCUUGCGAGGACAACACAGGUUGCGGGGACAGCACAGCUUGCGUGGACAGCACAGGUUGCGAGGACAGCAUUACUUGA
Schistocerca americana (American grasshopper) is the source of this 2433-nucleotide messenger RNA. RefSeq lists its product as uncharacterized. The transcript is spliced from 5 exons. NCBI's taxonomy places the organism in Eukaryota, Metazoa, Arthropoda, Insecta, Orthoptera, Acrididae. The coding region runs from base 1 to 2433 and encodes 810 amino acids. The record is from RefSeq and is a predicted model, not a curated record.